AUGGCAAAACUGACUGAUGAUGCCAACUACGAUGCCGGUGAGACGUUUGAGAAUGUACCAAGUCGACUGGCUGAUGCUGGGAAUCAUGACAACUGCUAUGGCAGACGAUUUCGGUCUAGGUGCGUUCUACCAAGUCGCCCUGACAACAAGGCCAAGUUGCGACAACGAGGUCAACCCACUUUUAUCAAUCGAAAGGAGACUGCGACCAUACCAGAGGCCACAACAUCUUGGUCUUCAUAUCUUCAACCCCCUCGGUUUGUUGGUGAGACAAUGAGGCGAGAUCGGGACCGCCCAUUAGGACGGCAUAGCAACGGUCCUUUGACGCCUGAUGUCGUGAAUUUUUAUACCAAAUUACAACCAAUUCCCACCUUAAGCAGCCUGGGAUUUUUGGGGGUUGUUCAUUGUUCAGUUUCCCCUUAA
Molecule: messenger RNA, 420 nt
Organism: Protopolystoma xenopodis
Lineage: Eukaryota; Metazoa; Platyhelminthes; Monogenea; Polystomatidea; Polystomatidae
Source: the annotation of a GenBank genome assembly